This is a messenger RNA of Cherax quadricarinatus, 2117 nucleotides long. It is a transcript of the gene Atg12, whose product is annotated as Autophagy-related 12. Gene Ontology annotation, biological process: autophagosome assembly; nucleophagy; C-terminal protein lipidation. NCBI's taxonomy places the organism in Eukaryota, Metazoa, Arthropoda, Malacostraca, Decapoda, Parastacidae. Gene Ontology annotation, cellular component: cytoplasm; phagophore assembly site membrane; Atg12-Atg5-Atg16 complex. The record is from RefSeq and is a predicted model, not a curated record.
UGAGAGGCACCUGGUGUGUGUGAAUAUUGUUGUGAGAGGCACCUGGUGUGUGUGAGAGUUGUUGAUCGUCAGUAAUGUAAACAAACAAUGGAAGGUGAUGAAGGUAGUGAAGAGUCUCUGGUACAUCAUCAAGAACAACAACAACAACAUGAACAAGACAUUAAAGCACCACAACACAAGAAGAUUGAUGUCUUGCUAAAAGCAACUGGUGAUGCUCCCAUCAUGAAGAAGAAGAAAUGGGCAGUAGAAGGUGAGAAGCCAGUUGGAUGGAUCGCUGAGUUCAUCCGCAAAUACCUGAAGAUGGACUUGAGUGACACUUUGUUUGUGUAUGUAAACCAAAGCUUUGCACCAGCACCUGACCACAUCGUCAGGAACCUGUACGAGUGCUUCGGAUCAGAUGGCAAGCUAGUUCUUCAUUACUGCAAGACGCAAGCUUGGGGGUGAUACAUCUUUCUUUAUUUAUCAUUAAUUUAUAUACUGUAUACUAUGUAUAUGCUAGUUUAUUUUUGGACAAGACAGAAUUUCUUCCCCUGAUAUAAGCUAAAUGCUACUCUUAGGCUGUUGAUCUUCUAUGAAUAACAGUUUGUAUACAAGUUUUAAAGUUUAGUAUAUUUUAAAACGAUGCUUUUUAAUGCAACAACUUAUUAUCUCUUUAAUAUUACUUAAAUGUAUAAAGUAUGAAGUCAAGUUUUCUACUUAUAGAGCUGGUAGUGUUUUGGUCUUUAGUAUUUAUGGGAAACUAGUCUUUUGUAGCCAUUAAUAAUAUCUUAUUAGUUUUCUUGUUAUUAUUUAGUCAAAGGUUUUAAAACUGUAAUUAAUACAAUUGUUAAAUUUAAAAAUUAUGAGGUCAGCUUGUUAAUGCAUCUGCCAUACUGUAUUCAAUAUUUAAAUGACAUAAUUAAUAAUAAUGUUUCUUUUUAGAAUUUCUUUAACACUUUCAUAAGAAGCUCUGUUUGUCUAGGAUAAUAAGUACAAGCAGAAAUAUUAGGUAAAAUUAGUGCAACCCUAUGUAAUAUAUUUAAGUAUGAAUUUUUGCAGAAAGCUUAAGUGUCUAUAUUAUUGUAAUGAAAUUUAUUAUGUACAAAUAUUGUAAAGCUGUGUAUAUAGAGCUUUUUCCUAAUGGGAAAUAAUCAUUGCUGACUUCAGAGUGAUAAUUUGGGAUCUUUUUUUUUUUUUAUAAAAACCACAUUGUAAACCCAAGGCAGAAGCAGAGACCACAGUCAACACGACUCGCAAAAUCAUAAUGACACGAUUGCAAAUAAACCAUACCACAGGCGGGGAUAGAACCCACUCAAAACAUUAUUGGUGGGAUUUUAUGUUAACAAAACAAACUGAAGGAGGGGUGUUAAUGUUGCAGUUUAAAAACUGUAGUGUAAAGCAUCCUUCUGGCAAGACAGUGAUGGAGUGAAUGAUGGUGAAAGUUUUUCUUUUUCGGGCCACCCUGCCUUGGUGGGAAUCGGCCAGUGUGAUAAUAAAAAAAAAAAACUGCACUUUGAGUGGAUGGGCUUGCAAUAUUGGACCCAAGAUGGUAAUGGAUUCUAAUAUGAAACCUCUGUAAUUUUUUUUUAACACGCUGGCUGCCUCCCAUCAAAACAGGGUGACCCCAAAAUAAAAAAGAAACACUAUCAUUCACACUAUUGCAGUCUUUGCAGAGGCGCACAUAUAUGACAGUUCAGAUGUUAUUCCAAAAAGCAAAUAUCUGGAACCCCCUCUUUAAAGUGCAGGCAUUGCACUUCCCACCUCAAGUUUGGCUAACUGGUCUCCCCGAAUCCCUUCACAAAAUAUUACCCUGCCCACACUCCAACAGCUUGUCAAGUCCCAAAAACCAUUAAUCUCCACUCCUAUCUAACAUGCUCAUACAUGCCUGCUGUAUGUCCAGGCAACUCUCUUAAAACUUAUACAAACAAGUUAAACUGCUAAGUUAUGCUGAUAUUGAUGAAAAAUAUUGUUUUGUCCUGUGUACUUGUCAGCUUAUAUAUUGAUAAAGGUAGUGUUUCUUAGGGGAAAAUUGGUCCUCAGUAUAAGACAUUACUUUAUUAUAUUAUGUUAUAACUGAAGAGUAUCUGAUUUUAAUGCCAUCUGAUAAUGUUGACAAUUAAUAAAAGAUCAACAAUUGA